AUGAAUUAUACCGGCAAUUCAUCAGAGAGUACACAAAAAUCUCAACCAACUGUUUCAGAAAAUUCUAGUAAUGUUUCAGGUAUGAAUAUUAGUUCUCAACAUCUUAGUCAAGGUCAACAUCAGGUUCAUAUACCUCAAACUUCAGGUUAUCAAAGAGGUACCAGUGAUGCCAUUCAGAGAUCUUUAUUGCCUCAAAGAUCAACAGUUUCAAGUGGGAAAUAUUCUUUAGGAGAUUUCCAUAUUAUGAGAACUUUGGGUACAGGGUCUUUUGGUAGAGUUCAUUUGGUAAGAUCUGUUCAUAAUGGUAGAUAUUAUGCUGUUAAAGUAUUGAAGAAGGCUCAAGUAAUUAAGAUGAAACAAGUCGAACAUACAAAUGAUGAAAGAAGAAUGUUAAAAUUAGUUGAACAUCCUUUCUUAAUUAGAAUGUGGGGGACUUUCCAAGAUUCCAAAAAUUUAUUUAUGGUGAUGGAUUAUAUUGAAGGGGGAGAAUUAUUCUCUCUUUUAAGAAAAUCUCAAAGAUUUCCUAAUCCUGUAGCUAAAUUCUAUGCAGCCGAAGUUUGUUUAGCUUUAGAAUAUUUACAUAGUCAUGAUAUUAUUUAUCGUGAUUUAAAACCUGAAAAUAUCUUGUUGGAUAGAAAUGGUCAUAUAAAAAUCACUGAUUUUGGUUUUGCCAAAGAAGUUAGUACUGUUACUUGGACUUUAUGUGGUACACCAGAUUAUAUUGCUCCUGAAGUUAUUACUUCAAAACCUUAUAAUAAAUCAGUUGAUUGGUGGUCUUUAGGAGUUUUAAUUUUCGAAAUGUUGGCUGGUUACACACCUUUUUAUGAUUCAACUCCUAUGAAAACCUAUGAAAAGAUUUUAAGUGGUAAAAUUCACUAUCCGAAUUUUUUCACUCCUGAUGUAAUAGAUUUAUUAUCGAAUUUGAUUACUGCUGAUUUAACUAGAAGAUUAGGUAAUUUAAUCAACGGUCCAGCUGAUAUUAGAAAUCAUCCAUGGUUUCAAGAAGUUAUUUGGGAAAAAAUCUUAGCUAAAGAUAUUGAAACUCCUUAUGAACCUCCAAUUACUGCAGGAGUUGGUGAUUCUUCAUUAUUUGAUCAUUACCCUGAAGAACAGUUAGAUUAUGGUAGCGCAGGCGAAGAUCCUUAUGCCCAUUUUUUUACUGAAUUUUAA
This is a messenger RNA of Yamadazyma jaroonii, 1170 nucleotides long. The record is from the annotation of a GenBank genome assembly. NCBI's taxonomy places the organism in Eukaryota, Fungi, Ascomycota, Pichiomycetes, Serinales, Debaryomycetaceae.